Linum tenue is the source of this 297-nucleotide messenger RNA. The record is from the annotation of a GenBank genome assembly. Lineage: Eukaryota; Viridiplantae; Streptophyta; Magnoliopsida; Malpighiales; Linaceae.
AAAACGAAUUUUCAAUCCCCAUUUUUAUCACUUUGCAGAGUGGGCCGGGGGCCUAUCGAUCAUUGCCUGAUUCCUAGUUUUGGAGGUCAUGUGGCUUAUCGAUUAUGGGAUGAUGGUUUAGGGGCUCGCCGAAUGGAUUCAUUCAAGUUGUCGACUAGAGCAUUGGCAGUCAAUUAUUUGAAAGAUUACAAAUUUCAGAGUGAGGGUGCUGCAUCAUUGGUUGAGAGGACAGUGUUGUGCAAGUUGUUGGACUGCUCGAUCCAGCACUUGGACGGACCUUUACUUGUGGCGUUUGUG